AUGUCGUCUUUAUCUCUCUUCACCAUUCAACAAUUCAUCUUUCUCUUUAUCUCCCUCUCUUUUCUCCAUGCACUAAUCUCUCAUUUUCUUCGCCGGCGCUCCAAAUCUCCGGCCAACGGCGGCCCACCAACAUAUCCGAUCAUCGGAUGCCUAAUCUCCUUCUACCAAAACCGCCGCCGUCUUUUAACCUGGUACACCCAACUCCUCAACGAAUCUCCCACACAGACAAUCAUAAUCAGCCGCCUUGGAGCUCGCCGGACCAUCGUCACCGCCAACCCAGAAAACGUUGAGUAUAUUCUUAAAUCCAACUUUGAUAAUUUUCCAAAAGGCAAUCCAUUUACUGAAAUUCUCGGCGAUUUUCUCGGUAUCGGAAUAUUCAACGUUGACGGCGAGCUAUGGCACACUCAGCGUAAGUUAGCCAGUCAUGAAUUCAGCGCAAGAUCGUUAAGAGAUUAUGUUUUGAAAGUGAUUGAAGAUGAUGUUAAUAAUAAACUUCUUCCUGUUUUAUCUUCGGUUGCUGAUGAUUAUGAGAAUGGAAGGAAAAGGAUUGUUGAUUUGCAAGAUCUGUUGAAGAAACUGGCUUUUGAUAUUGUUUGUAAAGUUUCUCUAGGAUUCGAUCCGUCUGUUUCUGAUUCUAGUUCGGGUUUGGCCGGAGCUUUUGAUGCGGCGUCGGCUUAUAGCGCGAUUAGAGGAGCUGAACCGGUGGCGGCUGUUUGGAAGAUGAAGAGGAUGUUUGGGAUUGGAACAGAGAAAAAGCUGAAAGAAGCAGUUGAAGAGAUACAUUCUUGUAUGAAAAAGAUAAUCAAAGAAAAGAAGGAGAAGAUUGAAUUACAGAGUAAUAAUAAUAAUAACAAAGAUGAUCUUCUGCAUAAGAUGAUAAUGGCAGGUAAGGAAGAAGAUGAAUUAAGGGAUAUGGCAAUAAGUUUCGUGAUGGCCGGACGGGACACAACUUCGUCGGCGAUGACAUGGCUGUUCUGGCUUCUUUCAAAUCAUCCAAAAGCAGUGAAUGAAAUUGUAAGAGAAGCUGAACAGUUCAUGGAGAUGAGUUCACAUUACGAUGGGUUGAAAGAGAUGAAGUUCUUAGAAGCUUGUUUAUGCGAAAGCAUGAGACUUUAUCCACCGGUGGCGUGGGAUUCGAAGCAUGCGGCGGUGGAUGAUGUGUUGCCGGAUGGAACGCCGGUGAAUGGUGGGGAUAGGGUGACUUAUACCGCUUAUGGGAUGGGAAGAAUGGUGAGUUUGUGGGGAGAGGAUCGGAUGGAGUUUAAACCGGAGAGGUGGGUGGCGGCGCCGGAAAACGGCGGCGGCGGCGGUGGUGGUGGAUUGAAGAAGGUUAGUGGUUAUAAGUUUCCUGUGUUUCAGGCGGGGCCGAGAAUUUGUCUAGGGAAGGAGAUGGCGUUUCUUCAAAUGAAAUAUGUAAUGGGUUCGAUUUUGAGGAGGUUUGAGAUAAUUGCAGUGAAGAAUGAAGAGGAACCAUUGUUUGUGCCAUUGUUGACAGCUCAUAUGGCUGGUGGUUUGCAGGUUUAUGUGAAGAAGAGAUAAAAAAAAAAA
Impatiens glandulifera is the source of this 1548-nucleotide messenger RNA. RefSeq names its product cytochrome P450 94B3-like. Gene Ontology annotation, molecular function: heme binding; oxidoreductase activity, acting on paired donors, with incorporation or reduction of molecular oxygen; monooxygenase activity. Lineage: Eukaryota; Viridiplantae; Streptophyta; Magnoliopsida; Ericales; Balsaminaceae. The coding region runs from base 1 to 1539 and encodes 512 amino acids. The transcript has a single exon. The record is from RefSeq and is a predicted model, not a curated record.